Molecule: messenger RNA, 363 nt
Organism: Brassicogethes aeneus
Lineage: Eukaryota; Metazoa; Arthropoda; Insecta; Coleoptera; Nitidulidae
Source: the annotation of a GenBank genome assembly
AUGGUGCACUUAGGCUUAGGUGGGCAGUAUAUAAUUGAAGGGGGGUCUGCUUACGCUUCCCCUAAUUCCCCCGAGGAUGUUUUAAUUGAGACAAAAAAGAUCGCUCUACAUGGCGAAAAACCUGAAGAAAAACACGACGAAAAAUCUGGCGACUCCAAAAAACUAGACUUUGGCAAGCUGGGUAAAAUGAUCCCCAAAAGGAAAAUGAAUUUGAGCGAUAAAUUGACCAAAGGCCCCAAAAAUAAUGAACCUAUGCAUGGACCCAAUGAAGUGCUUCCCAAAGGUAAUAAAAUGGUAAAAUUCGGCCCUCCGCCAACAAAAGAAGGAGAAAAGAAAGAAAGCGAGGAAAAAAGGAUUAAAUAA